AUGGCUCUGUCUACAUACACAACGCCGUCCGGGUAUCGGCUUCCUUCAAUUCAUUCCGCGCCGCCCUUCUUCACACCGCAGCCUAAUGCAGCGACCCAAGCGACCUUCACCAAGCACUGGACGAGGCUCAUCCUAUUUUAUGCGCGGCACAGGCGGCUGUUCUACCUACGCGUAGAGGACGCCGAGACGACAGGGGGCGACUGGGACGAGAUUCUGAGAAACAGCAGGAUCAAUCGGCGAAUACAUCCCCCACAUCUUUCAUUUCUCUUAGGGGAAUUGGUAUCCCAGCACCUGGCCGUGUACGAGCCUCCAAAGCAGACAAGAACCGUACUCCUGUAUUGGCGCCUACCGGAGGAGUGGGCUGAAGUGUUGCAUGACUGGGCCGCAUCAACUGGCCAGAUGAACACGAUACUGACUUUCUACGAAAUUGCAGAACCGCCCGUACCAUCGCCAUUGUCUGGUAUUCCCCCUACCCUACUACGCGCCGCCAUCAACAUACUGAUCAAACAAAGUCGCGCGCAAAUAAUCGCCAUAUCGGACGGUGAAGGUGUUCGGUUCUUGGCUGGUAAUACAAGUAGAUGA
Messenger RNA from Fibroporia radiculosa, 582 nucleotides. RefSeq lists its product as uncharacterized. Gene Ontology annotation, molecular function: structural molecule activity; protein homodimerization activity. The coding region runs from base 1 to 582 and encodes 193 amino acids. The record is from RefSeq and is a predicted model, not a curated record. The transcript has 5 exons. Gene Ontology annotation, biological process: protein transport to vacuole involved in ubiquitin-dependent protein catabolic process via the multivesicular body sorting pathway. Gene Ontology annotation, cellular component: ESCRT II complex. Lineage: Eukaryota; Fungi; Basidiomycota; Agaricomycetes; Polyporales; Fibroporiaceae.